Nicotiana attenuata is the source of this 2265-nucleotide messenger RNA. RefSeq lists its product as uncharacterized. The record is from RefSeq and is a predicted model, not a curated record. NCBI's taxonomy places the organism in Eukaryota, Viridiplantae, Streptophyta, Magnoliopsida, Solanales, Solanaceae. The transcript is spliced from 2 exons. Bases 1 to 2265 code for a protein of 754 amino acids.
AUGUGUCCUGAAACAGCUAUUGCAAUGAAAUGGCAUGCUAAUGAACGACCCAAUGAUGGGAAUUUAAGGCAUCCGGCUGAUGGAGAAGCUUGGAAGGACUUUGAUUCCUUGCAUCCGGACUUCGCUAGAGAAUCGCGUAAUGUUAGGCUGGGUCUUUCAAGCGAUGGUUUUAAUCCAUUUAGAACCAUGAGCAUUUCUCAUAGCACAUGGCCUGUUGUGUUGAUGAACUAUAAUUUAUCGCCGUGGAUUUGCAUGAUGCCGGAAUAUAUUAUGUUGUCAAUGAUCAUUCCAGGUCCAUCAUCUCCAGGAAAUGAUAUUGAUGUGUACCUACAACCACUAAUUGCAGAACUGAAGGAAUUAUGGGAAGUCGGGAUAGAAACAUAUGAUGCUGAUACAAACCAAACAUUUCAAAUGCGUGCAGCUUUAUUGUGGACAAUUAGUGAUUUUCCAGCAUUAGCAAUGCUUUCAGGAUGGAGCACAAAGAGUAGAUUGGCAUGCCCCGUUUGUAAUUAUGACACAUGCUCUCAAUAUCUCAAACAUAGUCAUAAGAUGUGUUACUUGGGCCAUCGAAGAUUUUUGCCUCCUGAUCAUCCAUUCCGAAAAGAUAAGAGGUCAUUUGAUGGUAAGGAGGAACAUAGACCUGCACCUACUUCUUUAUCGGGUGUAAAAGUAUUUGAAGAAUUGCUUGAAUUCAAUAAUGUUUUUGGAAAGGGAAAAAAGAAAAGGCUUCGUAACAACAAGAGUCCGUGGAAAAAGAGAUCUAUUUUUUUUGAAUUGCCAUAUUGGGUGCAUAACAAAUUGAGGCACAAUCUUGAUGUGAUGCAUAUUGAGAAAAACAUAUGUGAUAGUUUGAUUGGGACUUUCUUAGAAAUAGAUGGAAAGUCAAAGGAUCAUGUAAAUUCUCGCUAUGACUUGCAAGAAAUAGGGAUACGAAAGGAGCUACAACCAAGAGAAGAUGAUAAUGGAACACUAAGUUUGGCUCAAGCUUGUUUCUCCAUGAGUCCAGAAGAGAAAAGCUUGUUUUGCACCGUUAUAAAAAAUGCCAAAUUGCCAAAAGGGUGUGCUUCGAAUAUAUCAGACCGUGUGCAUGUGAAGGAGAUGAAAAUAUCAGGGUACAAAAGUCAUGAUGCUCAUUUUAUAAUGCAUUACUUACUCCAGGUUGCAGUUAGAAAAUCAUUGCCUAAGAAUGUUUCGUUGACCUUGAUUUGGUUGGGCGAUUUCUUUAGAGCUAUAUGUAGUAAGGUUGUAAUGAGAAGGGAUCUUGAAAAAAUGCAAUCUGAAAUUGCUGAAAUAACUUGUGAACUUGAAAGGAUUUUUCUUCCAACAUUUUUUGAUAUAAUGCCACAUUUGCCUAUUCAUCUAGUGAAUGAAAUUAAGCUUGGGGGUCCGACACAUCUUCGUUGGAUGUAUUCUAUUGAGAGGAACCUAUGUAAGUUGAAGGCAUUUGUUCGUAAUCGAUCUUGUCCAGAAGCGUCAAUAGCAGAGGGUUUUUUAGCCGAAGAGUGCUUGACUUUUUGUUCGAGAUACCUACAUGAUGGCGUAAAAACUAGAUUCAGUAGGUACCAAACUGAGGAUGAUGAAUGCCCUCAAGAUUUAUCACCUAUAUUCCCUAAGAUUGGCCAUCCAAUUGGAGGACGAGAUUCUUCAGGAAAGACUCAAAAUAGUGGAGUGACUUUAUUGGCAACAACUGAUAGUUUUGCUAGUGCUAGGGACCAAAAUCCUAUCGAUGGAGAGGUUAUCUAUUAUGGAGCUAUUCAGGAUAUCAUUGAAAUUGAUUGUUGGGGUUGUUUUAGUGUUGUACUAUUUAGGUGUGAUUGGUAUCAUAAUGAAAUAGAUGACUAUGGGUUAACUCGGGUGUACUUCAAUAAAUUAUGCAGUACAGAUGAUUCUUUUGUGUUGGCAUCUCAAGUUUAUCAAGUUUUUUAUGUGGCAGAUCCAAUUGAUGAAGAUGUUUAUUAUGCAAGGAAAAAGGUCCCUAUUGAUUUGUAUGAUCUAGAGGAAGGGAAUUGUCCCAACAUAGAAGACACAUUUUGGAGGGAACCUAACGAUGACAUUGGUUCCUCAAGUGGAUUACUUGAUGUUGAUGUUAGAUGGUCAAGAGAAGAUGUACCUGUUGAUAUCGUAGAUAUUCCAUCAUAUGCACAAUGUUCACAAGAUACAAAUAUAGAAACAUCAGAAGAAGAGGAAGAUGAAAAUGCAUUUGAUGAUACCGAUUGGGAUUGGAUGAAGCCGGAUGACUACAAAAAAGAUAUUCUGAACUUUUAA